UCAGUCUCUCUUCCUUCUCCGACCAUUAUCCCCCUUGUUCCCUGUGGCCAACACCUCUUCUGUCUGGGGUCCUCGAGUGGGUCGCUCCCCAUCUAGGCGAAGAUGUCAGCCCAGGAGAGUUGUCUCAGCCUCAUCAAGUACUUCCUCUUCGUUUUCAACCUCUUCUUCUUUGUACUAGGCGGCCUGAUUUUCUGCUUUGGCACCUGGAUCCUCAUUGACAAGACCAGCUUCGUGUCCUUUGUGGGCUUAUCCUUCGCACCACUGCAGACCUGGUCCAAGGUCCUGGCUGUCUCGGGGGUCCUCACCAUGGCCAUGGCCCUCCUGGGUUGUGUGGGGGCUCUGAAGGAGCUGCGUUGUCUUCUGGGGCUGUACUUCGGGAUGCUACUGCUCCUGUUUGCCACACAGAUCACCCUGGGGAUCCUCAUCUCCACUCAGCGGAUCCGGCUGGAGCGAAGGGUACAGGAGCUGGUGUUGCAGACGAUCCACAACUACCGCGCGAACCCGGAUGAGACAGCGGCUGAAGAGAGCUGGGACUACGCGCAGUUCCAGCUGCGCUGCUGCGGCUGGCACUCUCCACGGGACUGGAUAAGCGCCCGCGUGCUGAGAAGGAACGAGUCUGAUGAGCCCUUCGUGCCCUGCUCCUGCUACAACUCCACGGCGACCAAUGACUCCUCGGGCUUUGAUAAGCUCUUCUUCUCCCAGAUUAGCCGGCUGGGGCCGCGGGCGAAACUGAGGCAGACCGCUGACCUAUGCACACUCCCCGCAAAAGCGCACAUCUACCGCGAGGGCUGCGCGCAGAGCCUCCGGAAGUGGCUGCACAACAAUCUCAUCUCCAUAGUGGGCAUCUGUCUGGGAGUCGGUCUUCUUGAGCUCGGCUUCAUGACGCUCUCAAUAUUCCUGUGUAGAAAUCUGGACCACGUGUACAACAGGCUGGCACGGUACCGCUAGGCCCCAGCCCGCCCCAUCCGCACCCAUGCACCUCCAUGCAGGCAGGAAAUGUUUCCUUCCUGGCUGGUCUUAGGCUGGAGCCCGUACCUCGGGACUCAUUCCCUGGGGAGCCAGGUGUCGGCCCUCACAGACAGCCAUCACUUCCCUCACGGGGCCAGGGCCUUCCAUCCGUCCCCAGCUUCCUUCCCCAUUCCCUCCUCCCCACACCAUCUGUCUGCCACCUCCCACAUGACACCUCAAAUAAAUCCCUUUCGUUUUUGGUAAAAAUAGCUUUAUUCUCCUUCGGAACAUAAACCAUCAUUCUUGGGGAAAGGAAGGUGGCAGGCUGGUCUGAGGCUCAUUUAAAAUGGGGACAAGAUUAAGAAGUCCCACCCCACUGCUUGCCUAGCUGAGAUAACAUUACAUCCUUAAC
Molecule: messenger RNA, 1360 nt
Organism: Onychomys torridus (southern grasshopper mouse)
Lineage: Eukaryota; Metazoa; Chordata; Mammalia; Rodentia; Cricetidae
Gene: Cd37
Product: CD37 molecule
Exons: 8
Coding region: 103-948 (281 amino acids)
Cellular component (GO): membrane
Source: RefSeq, a predicted model, not a curated record